CUUGAGUUCAGACGAGCAUCGGUGUUCAACAUACAAUUCCUGUGAAUCCCUCCGGAGGCUACAACCUCAAUGGCCGGGAGUCCAUAACUUCUCUACAGCAUGUCUUCCCGAUUAGCGUUCCGACGCCAUACACGGCCACUAUGGGCCAGGGCGUAUUCCUCGGCGUCCAGAGUUCGACUCGCCUUUGAUCUUCACGAACCCGCGAAAGGGUCCAAUCCGCAGCAUGCUCCGAUCAUCUUCAUGCACGGUCUAUUUGGAUCUAAGAAGAACAACAGGAGCAUCAGUAAAGCUCUAGCUCGGGACCUGGGUAGAGCGGUCUAUGCAGUGGACCUUCGAAAUCAUGGGGAUUCCCCGCACAACCCGCGACACGAUUACUUGGCUAUGGCAGAUGAUGUGGAGGGGUUUAUCGACGAACAUAAACUGACAGAUCCAACACUGAUCGGCCACUCCAUGGGAUCAAAAACCGCCAUGACCUUGGCCCUUCGAUCACCGAAUCGGAUCCGCGACAUUGUUUCCGUGGACAAUGCCCCUUGGGAUGCUGUGCUCCAGAGCAACUUUGGCAAAUACAUUGAAGGGAUGAAGAAGGUUGAAGCUGCGGGAGUUACGCGGCUGUCCGAGGCCGACAAGAUACUCCAGGAUUACGAGGAAUCCCAAGCCGUAAGGCAAUUCCUCCUAGGGAAUCUACACCACAAACCGGGCGAGCAGACAAAACACUUUAAACCUCCAUUGCAAAUACUGGCCAGAUCGCUGGGUAAUAUGGGAGAUUUCCCCUAUAAGGAUCCAGAAGAAGUGCGAUUCGAGAAGCCUGCGCUGUUCGUACGGGGUACAAAGAGUACUUAUGUCCCGGACGAGGCGCUUCCGAUAAUAGGGAGAUUCUUCCCAAGGUUCGAGCUGGCGGAUAUAGAUGCUGGACACUGGGUCAUAUCCGAGCAGCCGGAAGCAUUCAGGAGAGCCGUCGUGGAUUUUCUGAAACCCAAGGAAUAGAAAUGUACAUUAUAGAAUAUAGAAUAUAGAAUCAUAGUUGCUGUAGAUUUUCUGAAACCCAAAGAAUAGACUUGAGUAAUAUAUAAUAUAGAGGUAUCAUGCCAUGCCCAUGCCCAUACCCAUACCCAAGCCCUCAACCCCC
Molecule: messenger RNA, 1126 nt
Organism: Amorphotheca resinae ATCC 22711
Lineage: Eukaryota; Fungi; Ascomycota; Leotiomycetes; Helotiales; Amorphothecaceae
Exons: 7
Coding region: 100-984 (294 amino acids)
Cellular component (GO): mitochondrion
Molecular function (GO): catalytic activity
Source: RefSeq, a predicted model, not a curated record